UCGAAGCAUUCAGCUAAGCCACUGGCUCAGGGAUCAGCAAAGGAUGGCAUUUGGUCUUCUGAAGUUCAAAUGUGAAGAAAAGGUUCCUGAGAUCUUUUGCUAUUAAACUACCUCCAACCUAAUAACAUUUGAUAGAUUCUGAUGGACUCCUUAUGCAAUACAUUAUUGGAAGAGAAGUAGCAUGAAAUGGUUUAGCAUAGGAUGUUAUUGACACAUCAUUAAAAGUGAUGUUUUAGGAUGAUCAUUUGAUAAAUGCAUGCCUACUUUGUGUGAAGCACUAAGCGUCACGACUUGUCGGGCUUGCAAAGGGACCAUCUAAUAGGCAUGGAAAGGCCAUCACGUGAAAUCUCAAAGGAACCAGAUGCGUUCAGUUGUGCCAGAUCUGCUUUCAGCAGCUGUAGAUAAUGAAUCCAGUGCCUGGAACAGACAGUUAGUUGUAAUAUUUGAGAAACCUGUAGAAACGCUGGACCAGAUUCACUGAGCUUAGGAAGUCAGUAGAACAGAAUCACCCACCGUGGCUGUAGGUAAUCAAGGUCUGUAUUCACGCAGACUGACGAAAGCCGACACCGCCUCUGCCUCUGUCUUGGCCCCGUGCUUCCUGUCUUGUUCAGGAUCCCCAGCCAUCGCUCUUUCAGCUGCAUUUUCCAAGAUGUGCCCACGUCGCGUCCUGAAGAGCCAUCAGCUGUAACAGAAGUUCCAGAUCGCAAACCCGCAGCCAGGCAUCCCCGCUCCUGGGAGCCCACGAGCAUGGAGCUCUCCGACAGCGACCGCCCGAUCAGCUUCGGCUCCACGUCGUCCUCCGCCUCCUCCCGGGACAGCCAUGGUUCCUUCGGCAGCAGGAUGACCCUAGUUUCCAACAGCCACUUGGGCCUGUUUCCCCAGGAUAAGGAUGCAGGGGCCAUAAAACUGGAGCUGAUUCCAGCCAGGCCGUUCUCCAGCAGCGAGCUGCAGAGGGAUAGCGCGGCUGGGCCACAGAACACGGACCAGGCCGGCGACAGGCAGCCCCGGGCCCAGCGCAGAGUGGAAGCCAACGCGGCCACCAAAAUGGGUGCGGAAUCCGCCACCAGCCCCAAGCUGCUUUAUGUGGAUAGAGUUGUGCAGGAAAUUCUGGAGACUGAAAGGACUUACGUGCAAGAUUUAAAAAGCAUCGUAGAGGAUUACCUUGACUGCAUCAGGGACCAAACAAAGCUUCCUCUGGGGACGGAAGAAAGAUUGGCCCUUUUUGGAAACAUACAGGAUAUCUACCACUUUAACAGUGAACUUCUGCAAGACUUGGAAAACUGUGAAAAUGAUCCUGUGGCCAUAGCAGAAUGCUUUGUGUCCAAGAGUGAAGAGUUCCACAUUUACACCCAGUAUUGCACUAACUACCCGAGAUCGGUGGCUGUGCUAACAGAGUGCAUGAGGAACAAGACACUGGCCAAAUUCUUCAGGGAACGUCAGGAAACUCUGAAACACUCACUGCCUCUGGGGUCCUAUCUCUUGAAACCAGUUCAGCGGAUUCUCAAGUAUCAUCUCCUUUUGCACGAAAUAGAAAAUCACCUUGACAAGGACACCGAAGGCUAUGAUGUGGUGCUUGAUGCUAUAGACACGAUGCAGCGAGUGGCCUGGCACAUCAAUGACAUGAAGAGGAAGCACGAACACGCUGUCCGGUUACAGGAGAUACAGAGCCUGCUCACUAACUGGAAGGGGCCAGACCUGACCAGCUACGGGGAACUGGUGCUCGAGGGAACCUUCCGCCUCCAGCGGGCCAAGAACGAGCGGACACUCUUCCUCUUUGACAAGCUGCUUCUCAUCACCAAGAAGAGAGACGACACGUUUACGUACAAAGCUCACAUCCUGUGUGGCAACCUCAUGCUGGUGGAGGUGAUACCAAAGGAGCCCCUCAGCUUUAGCGUCUUCCACUACAAGAACCCCAAGCUGCAGCACACGGUUCAGGCGAAGUCGCAGCAAGACAAACGCCUGUGGGUUCUGCACCUGAAGAGGCUGAUCCUGGAGAAUCACGCGGCGAAGAUUCCCGCCAAGGCCAAGCAAGCAAUACUUGAAAUGGAUGCCAUUCACUAUCCAGGCUUCUGUUACAGUCCUGAGGGAGAGAUGAAAGCAUUUUGUGGCUCUAAAGACAAUUCUGCUCCAUAUCGGCUGAGAAGAAAAUCUGAACCUUCCUCAAGAUCACACAAAGUUUUGAAGACCAGCGAAACAGCACAAGAUAUCCAAAAGGUUUCCAGAGAGGAAGGGUCUCCCCAGCGGACUUCAGCAGGUGCGUCUCCCGCCCAGAGGAACGGUCAGCCCAGCAGUUCUGCCAUUUUCAGCGUGCUUCGCGGGGGUGGGGCCGUUAGAAACAUCUGGACGGACCACCAGAUCCGGCAAGCCUUGUUUCCCGGCCGCCGGUCGCCGCAGGAGAACGAGGAGGAUGAAGACGAUUAUCAGAUGUUCGUACCGUCCUUCUCCUCUUCAGAUCUGAACUCUGCCCGGCUGUGUGAAGACAGCACUUCGAGUCGACCCUGCAGUUGGCACAUGGGACAGAUGGAGUCCGCGGAGACCCCCAGCUCUGGCCACAGGGUCGUGCGGCGGGCCAGCAGCGCUGGCGAGAGCAACACGUGCCCCUCUGACGUAAGAAUUAGGGACAGCGACGGCUCCCAGUACGGCUCCCAAAGGGACCUGCAGAAUGACCUGAAAACAGAGGGGCGGGACGGGACGACCCCCUUCGGGUCCUCUAUGGAGUUGACUAUCGAUGACAUAGACCAUGUCUAUGAUAACAUCAGUUAUGAGGACUUGAAACUGAUGGUUGCCAAACGGGAAGAAGCCGAAGCCCCUUUCCCCAGACCCGCCAGGGACUCUGUUCGCCCCAAGAGCAGCCCGGAGCUCGCCUUCUCAAAGAGGCCAGCUGGCCGGGAGAAGAGUCCUCCGCACCCGCAGAAAGAUGGAGCGCUCCCGGGCCGGGAGGCCUUGAACCAAAGCGCACGCGAUCUCCAGGUGGUGGAGGAGAACAUCUACGACACCAUAGGGCUCCCGGACCCGCCCUCCCUGGACUUCAGGUGCAGCAGCCUGAAGCGUCCCAAGAGGAGCACCUUCCUGGGCCUGGACGCCGACUUGGGGUGCUGUGACAGUCUGAGGGCCUCUGUUUCCCAGGACAGCCUCCAGUUCAGUGAGGACCAGGCACCCUACCCCCCGGGACCCUCCGAUAACGAUUAUCUGAGUUUGCUCUAUAACUCCUUCGGCUGCAACUUGUCCAGAGCCGAUCGGUCCAUCUCCGAUCAACUGUCUGAAGAAGUAGACGAAAUCUGGAACGACCUGGAAAAUUACAUCAAGAAAAACGAAGUCAAAGCCAGAGACCGGCUUCUGGCAGCGUUUCCCGUCAGCAAAGACGACGUGCAAGAGCGACCGCUCGCAGCCAGCGCCCCGGAGCUGAGCGCACGCUCCCCGCUCUCGCUGGCCACGGGCCGGGCCCUCCUCGCGCGGCCAGAAGACGAGCCCGGGCUGGCCUCCUGCGCCCUCGGCCGAACCCCGGCCUCCAAAGACGGCUCCUGCGUGAGCCUCCACCGGCUCUCACUGACCGGCGACCUGCCUCCCAUAGAAAGUCCUUAUGAAGUGGCCGGCAGCAGCCUGUCCCCAGCGGACCUGGAGAACCCUGACUCUGGCAUGGACCAUGUGGACAAGACCAGGAGCAGGGUUUUCCUGAUGGCCAGGCAGUACAGUCAGAAGAUCAAGAAGGCAAAUCAACUGUUAAAGGUCAAAAGCCCAGAGCUGGAGCAGACACCUGGCAGCCAGCCCCAGAAGCCGGUGCCCAGGGACCUGGCGGCCAUCCUGGAAGAAAAGAAGCAGGGCGGGCCCGCCAUCGGAGCCAGGAUUGCUGAGUAUUCCCAACUGUAUGACCAGAUUGUAUUCAGAGAGACGCCCUUUAAGACUCAGAAGGAUGGCUGGGCCACCCCUCAAGAAUCUCCCAACCUCAGCUCUGCAGCACCUCCCCACACUCAACAUGGUGGCGAGGACUGGCUUUUGCAUUCAACCUAUAGUAAUGGAGAGUUAGCAGAUUUCUGUCCCUGGCCCGAGCAAGACUUGAAGUCAAAAUAUCCCACUUUACAGAUCAACACAAAAAGUACCCCAAGACAAUUGUCCACAGCUUGCUCUGUGCCUUCUCUCCAAACCUCCGACCCUCUGCUGGGCUCCAUGCAGAGACACAGCGUGAUAGUCAGUCAGCCAAACAAAGAGAACUCUUGUCAGGGUCAUCUUUACAACUCUCUGGGUCGGAAAGGCAUCAGUGCCAAAUCUCAGCCUUAUAACAGGUCUCAGUCAUCUUCCUCAAUCUUGAUAAACAAGUCCACGGACUCCAUCAACUACCCCAGUGAAAUGGGAAAGAAGCAGCCACUGUCUUUACACAAAAAUUCCAGGUGGGAGAGUCACCAGGAUUUGCUGCCAGGGAUUGCUGACUCAUGUCAACAGGGCACUGAAAAACACUCAGAUCUCACACUCCAGGACUCACAGAAAGUUCUGGUAGUAAAUAGAAGUUUACCUUUAAGUGCCCAAGUAGCUACACAGAACUAUUUUUCCAAUUUCAAAGAGACCGAAGGAGAUGAAGAUGACUAUGUGGAGAUAAAAUCAGAAGAAGAUGAGUCAGAAUUAGACCUCGUUCACAAUCGCAGAAGGAAAUCUGACCCAAAGGUUAUGGACGGUGGCUUUUCUGAUAAUGUCUGGAGCAACACCUCUUACUCUUUGAAUAGUCCAUACACUCCAAAAAAGCCAGUAAGCGGUAAACUUGGAAUUUCACCGUAUCUGACAUCAUACAACGAUUCUGACAAACUGAAUGACUAUCUCUGGAAAGGGCCAUCCCCCAAUCAGCAAAAUAUUGUCCAGUCUCUAAGGGAAAAAUUCCAGUGUCUCAGCUCAAGCAGCUUUGCCUAAGGUUCUUAAUAGUAGCUGCCUGAAUUAACUUCGCAUUGUGCUCACAAAUUACAGAUACUGACAGGUGUUUUGUAUGUACCAGAUGAAAACAACUUUGUAAUAACCAGAGGUGUAAAAUAUCCUUUUAACAGCACAACUUUUUGAAACAGCUGGCUAUCCAGCCAGGAUUGUACUGUAGCAAAGUCCACAUCGACCACUGUGUUUUCUGAUGCUAAUUGUCUUCAUAUUUCAUGUAAGUUAAUCUUACUUGAAAAUUUGGGUUUUUGGGUUUUUUUUAACAUGAUGGCCAUGGUAUUUUUUCCUAUAUCGCAACAACUGGUGCCCAGACUUUAAGAAAUGCAAUAAUCUUCUCCUCUUGUCCAGAAGCCACAAGUAGUUUUAUCCUAGGACUCAAAGGCAGCAAGGAGGCCUUUUCAUGUUUUUUUUUUAAAAAGAAAUAAAACUAAAGCUGUUUAAAGGAUUAUGCUUACGUCUGGCAUUUUGUUAAACUUGUGACAAGACCCUAGAAUAACUUUAAGCAAGGGAUCUCUAAUCUCUAGGUGCCCCUUUUGGGGUUUCUAUGCUAGUAUCCCUGCAUCAUUUCAUUAUAAUGCAGAAAUUGUGUAACUGCUGGAAAUUAAAAUGUAGCAGGAUCAGUUUUCUAGAAGCAAAAGUCCUUACCUGUAUUCCUAGACAAGGCCUGGACAACGUGCUGCUCAUUUAUUUGAUGGUUUCUGGAGUUAGAUGAAUGAUUCCCUUAUUGGUUUACAACCAAGUGCAAGAAAACGCAAAUGGACUUAUUGGAAAAGAUGGGUUGGCAUCCGGGUACAAUUUGAUUUCAUCUCCUCAUGUUUCAGUUGCAGGGGUGGGGCGGGGGGGGCGUAUCUAAUUCUUCACUGCUUUUUGUGCCUGUCACUAAUCAAUAUGAAGUAAACCAUAAGCUAAAAUAAAAAACAAAGCGCUUUAAAGCUACCCUUUCCAGAGCAAUGUUUCAGAUGUCCUUUCAUGAGUUUUGUACUCAGCCAGAUGACCUGAUCCCAGCCUUGAUAAUCUCAGUGACUGCAAUGGAAUUUAUUUGCUAAUCUAAAUGUAAUAUGGGGGCCCUUUUCCCUUGUUUGGGGGCAUAUACAAGAGCAGGAUCUUUGGUAACUAAGUUCUGACUAAUCAUAUCUUUUCUGUUGUAAUUAUGGUCUUUAAAAUAGCAAUUCAUUGUGAUAUUAUACAACUCUUUAUGGAAGGAAAUAGAAAAACAAAAGCAAGACCUUGUGAGUAAAAUGCAAAAUUAAAGACACUAAAGAGAAAAAUGAAGGCAAAUGAAUUGCCACUUUAUAAAAAUACUCUAUUUUAUUGAAGCCCCCAGUCAAUGCAACAAGAAUGUUUUCUCCAACAGCGGCCUUUGCAUUCUCACUGUAAGCCGUUUUACAUUCUGUGCACCCCACUCCCCCGCCUCAGUUUUCAUUUUUAAAGAUAUGAUAAUAUGUGUAGGGAAAGGGGAUCUAGGCUUUUCAUUUAAAGAUAGGCAAUGAUAUUGAUCUGAAUCACUGACAUCUUACCAGAAUUCCUUUUCUCUCUUUAGGUGCUAGGCCUCUUUUUCUUAACUGAAAAACAUAAAGUGUGAUCCUUAUUUUAUGCACAGGUACCUAAGGCAUUCGUUUUCUUUUUAAAUAACAAAAAAUAACCCAAGUUUCUUCCUUCUCUAUACUGUUCUUCCUUCUCAUAGCUUAUAAAACAGAGUCCAUGUUGACGAGCAUUGUUCUGGAAACAUUCCUUCUUACACUGCCUUUCUUUAAACAUGAUAUGAGUUUUCAAAAUUAAGCAGUAUCAGAAAAGAGAAGCGCUGUAACAAAGAAGACAUCCUCAGCCCCAUGAGAGGUAUUUGUGUUACAAAACCAAGUUACCUGACUCUUCUUGUCCCAGGAAUGCAGUGUCCCACUUCUGCUUUUUAGUUUGUAAGACCCAAAUUCUGUAUUAUCCAUAUUACUGUGGUGUCUUACUCUCAGAAAUGACCCAUUCUUCACACCAGUGUCCUAUUGCACGAUUUUGAUGUUGCUUAUAUGAAUACACCACCUUGCACGAAGGCUGCUGUCUUACUGUAUAAAAUGUCUGUAUGAUCGUCUUUAGGUUCUAGGACAAAUCUGUAGUUCUAUAGAUCCCUUCUGUCAGCCAGGAUGCAGAUUUUGAGAGCUGUGUGUGUAUAUAUAAUCUGUAUUUUUCCUCAAAGUUAUCAGUUAAGGGCUUUUGUUUAAAAUAGCUUCUUUUGGAGGUGGGGUAGGGAUGUACAUAAUUGGGAGGAAAGAGUUAUAUGUACUUAAGUGUGUGUCAAAUUCUUAUUAGGUCUCUGUACUGAGGGUCCAAUUUUUUUUAUAAGUUCACUUUUCACCUACUCUAUUCUUUGUGCAAAAAAAAAUGCAUCUAGGAAAACAUAGUUUAAAUACUGUAUAUAAGAUAAUGAAAGUUAGUAAUGCUCAUUAUUUAAUAAAGUUUGUAAAGUACAAAGUAAA
Camelus dromedarius (Arabian camel) is the source of this 7376-nucleotide messenger RNA. RefSeq names its product pleckstrin homology and RhoGEF domain containing G1 (gene PLEKHG1). Gene Ontology annotation, molecular function: small GTPase binding; guanyl-nucleotide exchange factor activity. The coding region runs from base 748 to 4896 and encodes 1382 amino acids. The transcript has 16 exons. The record is from RefSeq and is a predicted model, not a curated record. NCBI's taxonomy places the organism in Eukaryota, Metazoa, Chordata, Mammalia, Artiodactyla, Camelidae.